This is a messenger RNA of Nelumbo nucifera (sacred lotus), 1555 nucleotides long. The record is from RefSeq and is a predicted model, not a curated record. Lineage: Eukaryota; Viridiplantae; Streptophyta; Magnoliopsida; Proteales; Nelumbonaceae.
CAGACUGAAUGGAUCAGUUCUAAGAAUUUAGAAUCAAACAACCUACCCAUUUUACUCACCCCUAAUAAAUAUAGCUCUUUUGUAGGAAGGAAUUGGCAGGGAAAAAAAAGAGCUUCAUUUCUGGUGGGGACUGGCAGGUUAAAUGCAAAAUACAUCCUUUCCAUUCAGUGUCAAACAAUGAGCAAAUUUCGCGAGCCAGACUUCGUCGAUGCAGAAGUUGAACGACUCGAAGGGGCGAACUUGUCAAAGACGGAUCGAUGAUCGAUUGAUCGAUAAUACCGUGAAAAAACACCUGAUUUUCCGAAGAGUUUGGUAAUGAUAUAUGUAUGAAAAGAAGAGAGCAAUUGGGGAAGAUUUGUCACCGUGGCUCUACUCUCCAAGGUGGCCGGUUGGAGCCUUCCGUUGAGAGAACUCGGGAGAGUCUGAUAUCAGUUCGAUUCACUUCCUGUGUAUCUCUCUGGUAUCACUCUCCUCUCCUUGAGUUCAUAGAAAUUAAUUAGGGGGAUCUUCAAUCGGCCGUUUUUCUAUUCUAUGAUCUCCCACUCUCAGCAGGCUCAAUCUCAAGGAUUCAAGAGCUUCAUUUAUAUCUUUCCAACGGCCCGGAUCUCGUUUUCCUUGGGAUCAAUCCGUUCGACAUCAAAAAAUAAGUUUGAUUUCUUGAGAAUAUCGGGGACCUAAUUCAUAAAACGUGGAAAGGGAGAUCGCGCGAUAGAGGACAAGAGAUAGAUCGUGCUUUUCCUUGUUCCAUUCUCCCACCGGAUAAACUCGAAACUUGUUCAAUAUGCUUCAAACUGGCUACCAACCAACCAUGACUCGGCAAUUCGCGUUGCCUCCCUCUUUGAACCGUCGCGGACCGUGCUUGGGGAAUCAGGAACCCUCGGCCAGAAUGGGGUUCGGCGAGUUAGCUGGUGAGACGGCGGCAGAGUGCGUGGCGGUAUGUUGCUGCUGCCCGUGUGGGCUCGUGAACCUGCUGGUCCUGACAGUGUACAAGGUACCAGCCGGUCUCUGCCGGAAAGCGUUGAAGAAGAGAAAACACCGAAGAAAGGGAGGGAGUCUCUUGCCUCGGCGGCUGGGUUGCCCCAACGGGUGCGACGAUAACGAGUUCGAGAUACAUCUGAUGCCGGUGGACUCAGAAUUGGAAUUGGAUGUAACGUCCAAGGAGGUUGUUGAGCUUGAUAAGGAGAUGUGGGAUCUGUUCUACGAGACUGGGUUCUGGAGGAGUCAUUCUCAGCUCGGGCGGGAGUAGCAACCAACGGCGAUAACGGUCAGUAAACAGCUAAAAAUUUGAAGAGAGAGAGAGAGAAGCUCUUUCCAAUAUGUUUAGAAAUCAGAUACGUACAAUUUGGUGGCUGGUGCUUCUUUUUCUCUUUUUUUUUUUUUUUUACUUUUUUUCAAUGAGAUCAAAUGAAAAAUGCGAGCAACCCUAUUUUUACUUUUUUUUUUUAACUUUUUUACCCUUUAACUAGUGGGAGUGGAUAUUAUUGCCAAAUGGAUAAGAGUUAAAGGUUGGUAAGAUUGUUUAUUGGUACCUCAGUCAGGGGCAUGUAUUACAAAA